UGUGCUAUUGAAGGGGGCGAUAAAAACUUGCACGAGCGGAUCGUGUCCGCGCAGGUUAGCAGUGGCCGCGCACGAUAACAGAUCGGCUUCCAUUUUUUUUCUCCCUAACGCGUUAAUUUCAACUUUCCCUCCUCUCUCUCUCUCUCUCUCUCUAAAACCUCUCAAAACCCUAAAGUUCGUUCUACAAUUUUCGGUGAAUUCUCUCCGUUUUGGUCACCGAUCGACAAAGCGAAGGAAAUUUUCAAGAAGUAAGUAAAAGAAUUUGAUGGAGGUUCAAGAACCGGUAACUGCUGCAGAGAGAAAGUUGACGAUUACCCCAAAGGCCCUGAUACAUCAAAAAUAUGGUCCAAAAGCUCGCUAUACCAUUGAAGAAGUGAAGCAGUCUGUUGAUAACGGAUGCCCUGGUUUGAUUAUUCCACAGCAGUCUCGGAGCCUGUACAGGUGCUGCUUGUCUCUCCCUGAGCUAUCUGUUACUUCAGAUACCUUUACAAAAAAGAAGGAUGCAGAGCAGUCUGCUGCAAAGAUGGCUGUAGAAAAGCUGGGUAUUCAGUCUAAACCAACUCAUUUAACUCCACAGGAAGCAUGGAAUGAGUUAGUUGCCCGCUUUUCCAUCUUGUUCUCUGAUGAGUUCCUCUCAUCCUCUCACCCCCUGCUUGGUCACUUCAGAGUGGCAUUCCGAAGAGUUGGCAACCUUUAUAGUAUGAUUCCCUUGUCAGCUAUUGCUGCCUAUGAUGUGAAAGUUAAUAAUUUAUGCAAAAUCAUUGACCCAAAGGCAGAAUCGGAUCCUCUCUUGGUUUUUUCAUUUAUCUGGAAGGCUGCAAGAAUGUCUGAUUCUGUUUGUACUACUACUGCUGGUGGAUUUUGGAUAUGGAAGCAAGGUCCUUAUUCACCUGAGGCUUUAGAGCUGCUGAUGAACUGUGAUUUAGAUUCAAUGGACACUGUACAUAUAGAAGCCGUACGGAUUCCUCACUCCAUUGAGGGAAAUAUUGAGACCUUCAGUCUUGAAUUUUCUGGUAAUCAGUAUUACAUGGAUGAAGUUGCUCAGAAGCUUGAUGCGAGGGAUGCUUCUCAACUGUUGGUAUCAAGGAUAGUAGGCAAAGCUUCUUCAGAGAUGAGGUUAUACUUCUCUGCCCCAGAAUAUGCUGUUACGUUUUCAGAUUCAACGGCAGAUGUAUGUUCAAACACAGAUGGAAAUGCCAGUUUGGAACCACUACUCAAUAAGCAAGCUUCUUACUUAUCAGGCCAAGCUAUUUAUGGGGAUGCCAUAUUGGUUAAUGUUGGAUAUGCGUGGAAAUCUCCCGGUCUCUUUUACGAAAAUGUAAACUUGUGCACCUAUUACAGAAUGCUUCUCAGUAAGGUACCUGAUGGACACUACAAGCUGUCUAGAGAGGCAAUACUUGUAGCGGAACUGCCUACUGCUUUCACUGCACGCUCAAACUGGAUGGCUCCUCUCCCAAGGGACCUACUCUGCAUGUUUUGCCGCCAGCACCGGUUUUUGGAACCUAUUUUCUCUGUUCAGGGUAUUGAUUCUUCUGAAACUGCUAAAGAAGAGUGCAAAAAAAUGAAGCUAACAAGGCCAGCUGGAGACCAAAUGCCUGUUGAUACUGACAGAGUCUCGGACAAGCCAGCUACUUUCAAAUGUGAAGUGAAAAUAUUGUCGAGGAGACGAGAGAUAAUACUGGAAUGCUCAUCUGGUAAUACUUACAAAAAGGAGUUUGAUGCUAUUCAGAAUGUUGCAUUAGAAGUUCUUACAUGGUUUAGCAAGUAUUUUAAGCAGUUAGACAUGCCUAUAGAAAAUUUGCCAUCUUUUGCCCUUGAUCACAAUGUUAGGAUGCACCCCAUAAACUUUUGCCGGGAAUUUGAAUUGCUGGUAUCUAUUUAUCGAGGAAAACAGAAUUAUAACUCCAGAAAGUGCACCUCUCUCGGAUCAAUCUACAAAGGUCGGUUUGAUCCGAAUCAGGAUAAUGCAGUGAUUCUUGACGACAUGGAAGGUGAUGAUUCUGGUAUGUUUCCUUCCCAUGGAUCUUUAACCUGCAUAAAUUAUGCUGUUACAUUAAGGAGUAAAGAAGAGCCUAUAAAGGAGCUGAUAGAAAGUAAGGAUGAAUUUGAGUUUGAGAUAGGUUCUGGUUCUGUAAUCAAGCAGCUUGAGACAUGUGUAUCUCAAUUGUCUGUCAACCAAUCUGCACGCUUCACUACAUCGCUGCCUUCGAGGGACUUGCUCUUGGCUGCUGCUGGUGAAUGCACUAAAAACCUUUCAAACAUUUCCCUGUCCAACUGCUUUCUGGAGUACUCCUUGAGGGUUUUGCGGGUUACAGAACCCAUGGAGGAAAGAUUAGAGCAGGCUUUUUUCAGCCCUCCUCUCUCAAAACAGCGGGUUGAAUUUGCAGUGAGGCAUAUCAAUGAAUCUAAUUUGGUUAGCUUGGUGGAUUUUGGAUGUGGAUCUGGUAGCCUUCUUGAUUCCCUAUUGGAGCAUUCAACUACAUUGGAAAGGAUUGUCGGUGUAGAUAUUUCAUGCAAGGCUCUUACACGUGCAGCAAAGAUUAUACAUUCAAAACUUAGCAAAAAUUCUGUACUGCAAGAUAGCAUCAAGUCUGCUGUGCUUUAUGAUGGAUCAAUCACAGAUUUCGACUCCAGAUUGUACGGAUUCGAUAUUGGCACUUGUUUAGAGGUGAUUGAACACAUGGAAGAGGAUCAGGCGUGCUUAUUUGGUGAUGUCGUACUGAGUUCUUUCUGCCCUCGAAUACUUGUUAUCUCAACUCCCAACUACGAAUACAAUCCUAUACUCCAAAAAUCCUCUUUCCCCAACAAAGAAGAGGACUCGGAAGAGAAGUCAUCGACUACUUGCAGAUUUCGUAACCAUGAUCACAAGUUUGAGUGGACGAGGCAGCAGUUUGAACAAUGGGCUACUGAUCUUUCAGUUCGACAUAACUACAGUGUCGAGUUUAGCGGAGUUGGUGGGUCCGGUGAUGUUGAGCCCGGUUUUGCUUCGCAGAUUGCUGUCUUUAGAAUUCGAUCGAACCGUGCAGAGGAGAAGCUUUUGGAAAAUAGAGAAUCAGCUUGCCCUUAUAGAGUCAUUUGGGAAUGGAAUCACUGCUCCAGUUCUGCUGUCUGACACUCUUAACAGAUAAACUCCAAUUUAGUGUAGAGGCAUUCUACAGCAGCUAAUGGAGGAUUAGUUUGUUUUUAUGGGGGUUCUAAUUUAGAUCGGUGGAGAUUAAUGGGCUCUGAGAGAUGAAUUAGGGACUAAUUCGCUUAGCUGUCUAACAAAGGUGCUUCAGUUUUAGCUUUACUUUUGUCUUUAUAGAAGUUUGUCAACAGAUGGUUUAAAAGAUUCUGAGACCUUACCGUAUCAAAGUAAUACUUGUAUAUUUCA
Molecule: messenger RNA, 3373 nt
Organism: Asparagus officinalis (garden asparagus)
Lineage: Eukaryota; Viridiplantae; Streptophyta; Magnoliopsida; Asparagales; Asparagaceae
Product: small RNA 2'-O-methyltransferase-like
Exons: 10
Coding region: 266-3112 (948 amino acids)
Biological process (GO): piRNA processing; RNA methylation; siRNA processing
Cellular component (GO): nucleus; cytoplasm
Molecular function (GO): peptidyl-prolyl cis-trans isomerase activity; RNA methyltransferase activity; O-methyltransferase activity
Source: RefSeq, a predicted model, not a curated record